AUGGAUAACAUGUGGCGGAGUUCAAUAGCAUUUGUUAUAAUUAUCAACGUUUUCGCACUUGCAAGUGCCGACGAUAAAGAAUGCGGUCAGACAGCUUCUGAGGCAUCUGAAACCUUGACAAAACUCGUUCUGCCUAGUACAAGAACAGAAAAAUGUCAAUGGACCAUCAGCACACACACACAAAGAUUCGUUCACUUGUCCAGACCUGCAAGCACCACUGCUACUUCGAAAGAAGAAGAGUCAACUACGAAUUGUAUUACACUGAGUGAUGGGACAUCAUCACGGGGUGAUUGGUGCGAUCAAGAAUAUGAGCAAAAAAUAGACUUCAAAGAAAAGAUUAUUAUUCAGAUGAAGUCAACCGGAUUGCCUGCUGCCAAAGCAGCACUUCAAGAUAUCCCACUAUAUUUUCAAUUGGUCAAUGACCCCAAAUGCACAGAAAAAGUGAAUGCUCCAACUGAAUUGAAACAAUACUUUAAUAUAACUAAGGAGCAUCCAAUUGUGCCGAAGAUAGCCUGUGUUUGGCUACUGAAGUCCAGUUCAGAUAAAAAAUUGGAAAUUUCGUUGGAUGCAAAAACGCCCGUUGAUAUGGGCCAAUGCAUCACAGUUUCCUACGCAGGCAGUACAGACGCGAUGUCAGCAAAACGAAUUUGUUGUCAAGAGGGGAACAACGUUUUCACCGCAGAAGCUGGAAAAGACAUCACUGUUGCGUUUGAAAGUUCAAGUGAGGAAGGUACUUUCAUCGACAACUUCAAAGUGUAUUAUCAACUUGUUUCGGAUAAAGUGGAAAAUAAUCGAUGUAAUGAAAUUCCCGGUCCACCAACGAACAAUGAUCAAUCUUUCACCGUUGCCGAAUCCGGAGAUACUAUUCCAGCUGGCUUGGUUUGUACUUGGAACAUUUCCACGAGCGGUGGUAAAAGUAUACGCGUCAGCUUGGAUGUGGAACCGCCUAAAACGGAAAAGAAUUGCAUCAGGAUUACUAAUGAGGACAAGUCCGGAGCGAAAGAAAUCUGUGGUAAAGAGCAGAGCAGCACGUUCACAUCCAAUGGUCUAGGCGUUGUCGUCUCGUAUGAUGGAAAAACGGCAGCCAGUGCCGAUCAAGCGAACUUCAAAAUACACUAUCAGUUCGGUCAGUUUCAAUAA
Echinostoma caproni is the source of this 1140-nucleotide messenger RNA. NCBI's taxonomy places the organism in Eukaryota, Metazoa, Platyhelminthes, Trematoda, Plagiorchiida, Echinostomatidae. The record is from the annotation of a GenBank genome assembly.